AUUCAGUAAGUAUGUCACCUAUCAGGUGAUAGCUAAGUCCAUCGCAUCUCGAUCAAACGUUUUAUCAUACAAGUGUGUUUAGAAGAACUUGUGGACAACAGUUUCGUCAGCAAGUAGUGUCCACAACAAGAGAAAAUUCUGCUUCCGGUAUGGCGGGAGCUGGAUAUAUGUCUCCAGAAGACAUGAGAGCAGCCAUGGUGGGCAUGCACCAAAAGAUGGACGCGCUGAAUAUGAAGAUAGAAGCAAUGGCAACGGAGGUGAGGGCUGUAUCAAAUAAAUUGUCCAUUAUGGAACAAGGAACGGUGGCAGGAGCACAGGCAGUUCCUGCAGCCACCCCUCCCGAUAGCCAACAUGACAUCAAACAAGCGAUCAAUUUUGCGUCUUCAUACUCGCCUAUGUCAAGAAUACGCUUCGUGGGAAUCAAGGAAAUGCCUGGGGAGAACGUUGAUGAGGUUCUCAGGAAGUUCUUGAUUGCAACGUUUGGAAUAGAGGAGGCACAGGCACGCACAAUGCCAAUGACAUGCUUCCGUCUAGCUCGAAUGUCGGGUACACCAGAAGGAUCGCCUGGAGAUAUUCUGAUCACUUUCAACAGCGUGCAUGAUAAGAAUAAAAUCUUAACUAGAGCUAGUAAGAUAAGCAAGACUCUGAUGGCGAUGAACAUCGGAAUAAUGAGAUGGCAGUAACCGCAGUAAUGCCGACCGGAGUUACACGUGGGAAAGGACCUGUUAGAAGAACCCGUUACUCUACAUUAGAAUUUUGCCAGGAUAAAAUCCAUUCAAGCGGAUUUAUGUUGUGACAUCGAUGUUUGCAGUGACUUAAUUAGUUUCUCCAGUUACUUAUGGGGUAGAUGACAUCGGACGACAUCCCUAGAAACAACAUGAACACUAGUAACACCCUGUAGUCUGUUUCCCUUAAUAUAACAGUAAUAUGCAGGUACUGUUAAAGCGAUCUUCGCCUUAAGGCGAUCGUAGUAGUUUACCUACCUUAACAGUCGUUAUAAGUGUAAUUUGUAAGAUAGUAAUAUACAUGUUUGUUUCAUUUCUAA
This is a messenger RNA of Haliotis rubra (blacklip abalone), 1045 nucleotides long. RefSeq lists its product as uncharacterized. The transcript is spliced from 2 exons. The record is from RefSeq and is a predicted model, not a curated record. The coding region runs from base 150 to 683 and encodes 177 amino acids. NCBI's taxonomy places the organism in Eukaryota, Metazoa, Mollusca, Gastropoda, Lepetellida, Haliotidae.